This is a messenger RNA of Beauveria bassiana ARSEF 2860, 4245 nucleotides long. RefSeq names its product GYF domain-containing protein. The record is from RefSeq and is a predicted model, not a curated record. NCBI's taxonomy places the organism in Eukaryota, Fungi, Ascomycota, Sordariomycetes, Hypocreales, Cordycipitaceae. The transcript has 4 exons. Gene Ontology annotation, molecular function: protein binding. The coding region runs from base 1 to 4245 and encodes 1414 amino acids.
AUGCCAACCAACCUUCCUUCAAGUUUCGCCUCGGCUGCUGCCGGCCAGAACGCGAAUCGCGACCCCAGGACCGGUCGUCCUGAUGGUCGCGGCGCUGUAGGCGGCGACUGGGCACGUCGAGACGGCCGCUCCGCGAACGGAACCAUGACAUUUCGGCGCGCAUCGACGACCCCCCUCGGCCAGACUAUGCAGGCCGCCCCUCCAACAGACUUUACGGCUCAGCCCGCGUCAGCUGAGCAUGCUGCCGUAAUUGCCAAUGUCGAGGCUGAGCCGAGCCGCUAUACCAAGGAAGAUCUCUUAGACGUGUUUCGUGCUCAGAAGAUGAGCGACGAUCUUUCUCGUCUCUUCAUCUCCGGCUGGGACCCUAGCAACAUUAACGGAAACAGUGGCAGGGGUUGGGGCAAAAGCAACGAAAAUCACGUCCCCCAAGAACCUGGUGCCUGCUGGGAUCAAAACGGCGAGACGACUCCGAUUUCUUUCCAAGAAUACUCCAUCGAAGAGAAGGAGGCAUUCUCCACCGACAUCAACUCCCCGCUCAAGCCCCCGACUCAGAACAAGGAAGCCCAUCAACCGAACGGCAGUGGUCGAAAACCCUCCAUUUCCCACGGAACAGGCAACGCAUACGGCCUCACAUCGCCGUCUUCUGCGACUCGGCCGUCCACUCGCCGGCGCGAGACUGUCGAUUCGAACCCUUUCAGCAGCUCUGGGCUCGGGUCUCCAACGGGAGGAGCCGGCAGAUUCUCCAGAGAUGACCAGGCGUAUUGGUUUAAUCGGAAGGCAGGCGACUCGAAAGAAUCUGAGACUGAGGAUCAGUCUGUGGACCAGCCUCGUGACCAAGCGAAACCGGCUUUACCUGGUCUCAUGCGGGCCAACACUGCCAGCGCUGUGGGAAUGAGCUCCAUUUGGCCUCCAUCCAACCCGAGUACACCUGGUACAGGAGGUUUCGGAAACUUCUCCAUCGGUUCUUCGGCUGUUGGAGAUAAACGCGUCGGUGGCGCGGCGGGCGGAAGUCGACUUGCUCAUCUCAUGCCAAAAGACAGCUCUGAUAAUAUGAGUACCAAAGCCCCCGAUGCAAACGUGUCCACUGGACAGCAGCAGUCGUGGAGAACGCGACCGCGAACUGACACGGAUCCGUUCGGGGAGGAUGAACUAUCAGGCAGUGCAAUGCUCGGAGGGUCGCAGGAUACAACUUCAGGUGGCAAUCGCGCUGGUCCUCUUGGCACUCCCGUCAAGGGCUCUGCUGGCGAUUUUGGCAUGGCAGGUUUGAAUCUAGAUGGUGACGACGACCCAAACAGCCCAUCUGAGACGAACCCGUAUCGCAGUCCGGCAAAUCGUGAAGACGGAGAGUCUGCCAAUGACAACAAGCAUUACGGUGGCAAUUCUCAAGAGCAUGGUGCAGGCUUCGGCGCUUUGCAUAGAAGCUUUGUUCCAGGUGCUUUCGAUGGCAGCGAUCGCAGUCAGACCUCUAGCGUCGGUACAAAGGGUUAUCCACUCGGCCACCUAUCUGGAUGGCCUGCUCCGGGGCCUUCGACUGGGACUCCUGAUCGCGAUCGUCCCAACUUUGGAAGCGCUUUCGGGAACUCUCUGUUUGGAAAUAUGGGAGAGCUGCAAUCUCCCGGCCUCGGCAACCUGGGCAAUGUAUUUGGUCCGUCGGCUUCUGGUGGCCUCAGUGCUGGCAGCAUUGGGCGUGGUAGCAAGCUCGGUUCCCUAUUCCCUGCCGCUAUGCAGGCGCAAAUGCAGAGUAAUGACCACGAGUCCGGUAGCGACGGUCCUGAUCUUCGCCAGGGCAAUCCUCUUGGCGCUAUUGGCCGCGGCAACUUUCCAGGGCCGUCAAGAGAUACAGAAAGCCCGAUGCGCUCCAAUCGUGGCGUUUUCGAGGAGCUAUUUCCGUCCAACGACUCAAACAGGGGACUUGCUCACAUGGCAGGCUCUGACGGCAGCCAAGGGCCUUCUAGCCAAUCUUUCACCCCCAUUCCUGGCGGUCUGCCAUUUGGCGGACUCACUCCAAGUGAGCUGCCAUCGGCUCAGGCUCGCCAGAUGGUCAUGCCGGAUCGCAUGAGAUGGGUGUACUUGGAUCCUCAAGGCCAGGUUCAGGGGCCCUUUACUGGCCUGGAAAUGAACGACUGGUAUAAGGCCAACUUUUUUACUCCAGACCUUCGUGUCAAGAAAGUCGAGGAUCCAGAAUUCGAACCACUUGGUCAGCUCAUCCGUCGCAUAGGUAAUUCGCGUGAGCCGUUCCUAGUCCCUCAGAUUGGUAUUCCUCAUGGGCCUCCUGUACAAGCUGGUGGCUAUAACGGCAAUACCGGAGUCAUUCCGCCCCUGAGUGGCGUCUUCCCAAGCUUCGGCAGAACUCUUACAGCUGAGGAACAGAACAAUCUAGAGCGCCGGAAACAGGAGGAGCAGUACAUUAUGGCUCAGCAGAGAGAUUACGUCAUGCGCCAGCAGGCAAUGUCCAAAUUCCCGAUUCACAACGCAGGCCUGCAACACCACUCCAGCGCCCAGAGUCUCCAGAGUCAACCAAGUUUCGGAAACAUCAGCAACCCAGCCCAGCAACCACCUUCCAUGGGUGGCUUAGGCCCUUUCCUGGAUCUUGGAGGUGGCGGAGCUAUGCUCCAUGCGAGAGCUGCAAACGACCAUUUUCGCCAAGAAGACGUCAUCAACCUGAGUGGUCAUGAGCGCCAGAUGCUGGCUGCUGCUAUGGGGGGAAACGAGGCCGCUGCUAUGGGGGAGCAAGCCGGUAGCGAAGAAGGCUUCCGUGCUGGUCUCCCACAGACCGGCCAACUUGCUGAAGACUCUGAAGGUUUCCGGGAGCGUCUACAGGAGUUUGAGGGCCUACGUGCUCAAAUUGAGGCGGAGCAGGCCGCCAAGGAUCAAGAAGAGCAGCAAGCUAUGUCGGAGGCUCGGACCUUUGAACCCGUUGCUGCUACCAGUCGACAGUCUGGGAAAGCUGGAAAGAAGAAGAAGCAUUCAGAGGAUGAGGCUCUGUCUCUCACCGAGCAAGUCCAGAUUGCGCAAGCUGCAGCUGCGGAAUUUGCCGACUCUGAAGAGUCUGCACAACCCGGUAUGCCCAUGCCAUUUCCUCCCCCCUCCUCAAGCACGCCUCUUCCUGCUCCCACCGCUCAGCGCGUACGAUCCAACCUCCCAGAGCAGUAUAGCAGAUCCCAGACGGCCACACCAGAAGUUGUUCAGCCACCGCCACUGGCACCAUGGGCCAAAGAGCCUGGUCAGGAAGGCCAGCGCGGUCCAAGCCUGAAGGAGAUUCAAGAGGCAGAAGCGCGCAAGGCUGCCAAGGCUGAAGAACUUGCCGCCGCCCAGAGAAAGGCCGCAAUGGAGCAAGAGGGCGCUCUCCUGCGCGAGCGGGAGAGGGCUGCUGCUGCGGCUGCUACAGCUGCGGCCCUGCCUGCAUCCAGCACCUGGGGCCACGGUUCGCCGGGGGCCGGUUCAACCCCGUGGGCCAAGCCUGGACCGCAGAAGGGAGCUAGCGUUCCCACCUCGGUCUCAACUUCAUCUUUGAGUAAGAAGACAUUGGCUGAAAUCCAGCGGGAGGAGGAAGUAAGAAAGCAUAAGGCCAUGCAGACGGCUAUUCAGACCGGCACUCCUACCAUUGCUUCCAAGAGCUACGCCAAUCUGGCGGGCAAGACCAAUGCGCCUGCGAACCCGAGCGCAGCAUCUCCAAUUGCUCCUCCUGGCGCUGGUUGGGCAACAGUUGGAGCUGGCGGUAAAGUCAAGGGUCCCACUGGGCCAAUUGUGCCCGUCAGACCUGCCAGCACCGCGAGCGCUAAGCCUGCGGCGGCUGUAGCUCGACCCAGUUCUAAGCCUAACCCUGCUGUUAGCACGCAGUUCGUUGGAUCUGCCAACAGCGGCAACACGGCUAUGGAUGAGUUUAAUGCAUGGACGCACCGAGAGCUUUCUCGCGGCAUCACGACUGAUGUUGCCAGCUUUCAGUCGACUUUGGAAGCGCUUCCGCUCGACACUGGUCUGAUUGCCGACGCCGUCUAUGCCAGCUCCACCACUAUGGACGGUAGACACUUUGCGGAAGAGUACGUUCGUCGCAAGAAGCUUGCCGAAAAGGGCAUUUUUGAAAAGCAAGCGUCCGACAAUAGGAGCUCUUCGAGCGGCUGGAACGAAGUGGCCAAGAAGGGCAGCAACAGCAACCAGCCGUCUCGUGAGCCCGAAGGAAACGCCUCUGCGAUGCAGGGAGCAGGCUUCAAGGUCGUCCCAAGCAGAAAGAAGGGCAAGAAAUAG